AUAGUUGCAUAAUUAUGACUAAUUUGAAUACAAAGAGUAUAGCCCAUGUUAUAUGGCAUGCACGGACUGCUCAUUUCGGCAGAACAAGUGAACAACUUCAACAGAGAAGGUGAACAAACUCUUUGAAAGUAAAGAACGAGAGAUAAAGACUAAAGUUAAAAGACUAUCUUCUUCUCGUUUGCUGUCAAGAGUGGAUCAACAGCGUGCGAUCCCAAUAAUGUGGAGGCAGUUGGAAUGCAGAGUGGGUUGAUUUUAUGGUCACAACUGACUUCAUCUUCUUCAUCGGAAGGUAACAAGGCCUCUCACGCAGUACUGAAUGGCCCUCGCACUUGGUUGCCGGCCGCUAAUGAUACCGAGCCAUGGCUUCAGGUUGAUUUUUCAACAAAUUUGCAACUGGUGUCGUUAAAGACGCAAGGUUCACCAACUUCCGAACAAUGGGUGAAGUCGUUUACGAUUUCGUAUGCUAAUUCAAGCGGAAUAUUUAGGAACUUCACGCAUGGAGAAAAUUUCACGGUGUUUCGAGCAAAUACUGAUGCUACUACCAUUGUCGAAACAACCCUGCCGGAAGAGACCAAAGUCCGUUUUCUGCGCAUCAAUCCAAAAACCUGGUCGAAAAGACCUGCCCUCAGAGUUGAAUAUUAUGGAUGCUAUACAACUUGUGCUUCCGCCGGACCUUUGUCAUUCCUGGACAGCCAAAUUACAGCUACAAGCACUUAUGCAAGUAGUAUUUAUGCUCAUCAUGCAAGACUGAAUGAUAAACUUGGAUGGAUUUCAGAACACUCUAAGCCAGCAUCGUUGUUGAUAGAUUACGGAAAACGAACUACCAUAACGGGAAUUAAGGUACAAGGCAACUCUGAAUUUGCCGUAUGGAGUUCCACGUUUACAGUUCAAUACAGUAACGAUGGAUUACGCUUUAAAGACUACAGAGAAGCUGGCAGUAUAAAGACAUUCAAUGGCCCAGUUGAUGCUAGUACUGUCACCGAAAGAUCGUUCUCACAUGCUAUAUUCACAAGAUUCCUAAAAAUUCUAGCAGCGCUUUCGACAAAUUUCUAUCCAACAAAUCCAGCAAAUACCCAAUAUAACUUUGCCGCUUUAAGAAUUGAAGUUCAGGGAUGUCAUUAUGAUGAUGACUGGUUUUAUUCACUUCCCCUUGGCAUGAAGAAUAAUCUCAUUUUGGACUCGCAAAUAAAUGCUUCAUCCUCGAGGUUCUACACAUCGGGUGCCGGUAACGGUCGUUUGAAUCUGACAACUAUACCAAACGUGCGACAUGGUGGUUGGAUAGCAGCGGACGGUGAUAAAAACCCUUGGUUUCAAGUAGACUUCAUCACGAAUGUGACUGUGAGCGCACUGCUCGUGCAGGGUUUAUCCGGCACUGCGUAUGGUGUCACGAAAUACACAAUUGCGUCGAGUGAUGACGGCAAAGUAUUUUCAGUCAACAAGAAGGAAGACCAGCAAACAGAGAAGGUGUUUUUUGCGACAGGCGAGCAAAGUAUUUUCCCACAUAUCAUCGGGCGCUUUAUCCGGAUUCAACCGACGGGGUGGAACGGUUUAUGCGCGAUGAGAGUGGAAUUCUUUGGCCGAUAUGAAGGAUGUGGGAAUCCCGAACCACUCGGAAUGGAAAAUGGUAGAAUAUUAGAUAGGCAGUUGACUGCUGCACAGGAACACGACAGCCAGCCUGCGCCAUACGGUAGACUAGGCCAUGCAACUGGUUGGAAUGGUGGAUCGAUGAGCAAUUUUGAUGUUUGGUAUCAGGUAGAUUUCAUAAAACAUGCAAAAAUCACAGCCAUAAAGAUGCAGGGAGAACAAGCCUCUUACCAUAUAAAGAAAUUCAAGGUCUCAUUCAGUAAUAAUGGAAUUGAUUUCAUUGAAUAUGUGGAUGUCAUGGGUUUAAAGGUAACUAUAUAUAAUAUAUUUUUGUGUUUCUGCCGUAAUACAAUACAAUGUACUUGUGGGUGUAACUGUGGUGGUUAGAUAAAAUGUGACCAAAUAGAAGACUAUUGU
This is a messenger RNA of Dendronephthya gigantea, 2001 nucleotides long. RefSeq names its product lactadherin-like. The transcript is spliced from 9 exons. The coding region runs from base 235 to 1971 and encodes 578 amino acids. Lineage: Eukaryota; Metazoa; Cnidaria; Anthozoa; Malacalcyonacea; Nephtheidae. The record is from RefSeq and is a predicted model, not a curated record.